Messenger RNA from Eruca vesicaria subsp. sativa (arugula), 1337 nucleotides. NCBI's taxonomy places the organism in Eukaryota, Viridiplantae, Streptophyta, Magnoliopsida, Brassicales, Brassicaceae. The record is from the annotation of a GenBank genome assembly.
ACCGCCGUUUCCAGAGUGUUUUCAAUUCAAAAUCAAAUGGCGGAGAUGGAGGAGAAGCUUAAUCACGAGAACGAGAAUCUAGAGAAGAAGGCGAAAUACAAAGGCAGUCACGACAAGCCAAAGCCAUGGGACGAUGACCCAAACAUCAACCGUUGGAAAGUCGAUAAAUUCGACCCGGCAUGGAACCCAACCGGUAUGCUCGAAGUCAGCACAUUCUCCACACUCUUUCCUCAAUACAGAGAGAAGUAUCUUCAGGACUCUUGGCCUCGAAUCGAAUCCGCUCUCAAACAAUACGGCGUCGCAUGCAAACUCAACCUGGUUGAAGGGUCUAUGACAGUUUCGACGACGAGGAAGACUAGAGAUCCUUAUAUCAUUGUUAAAGCUAGGGAUUUGAUUAAGCUUCUUUCCAGAAGUGUUCCUGCUCCUCAGGCAAUCAAGGUUCUGGAAGAUGAAGUGCAAUGCGAUGUCAUCAAGAUUGGAAACUUGGUUCGGAAUAAGGAAAGAUUUGUCAAAAGAAGGCAGCGGCUUGUGGGUCCUAAUUCUUCUACCUUGAAGGCAAUGGAAAUAUUAACCGAUUGUUACAUUUUAGUUCAGGGAAGUACUGUAGCCGCAAUGGGUAAUUUUAAAGGUCUAAAACAAGUCCGAAGGGUUGUAGAACAGUGCAUGCGUAAUGAAAUGCAUCCGGUAUACCAGAUAAAGAACCUGAUGAUGAGAAAGGAACUGGCAAAGGAUCCAGCGCUUGCAACUGAAAGCUGGGAUAGGUUUCUUCCUAAGUUCAGGAAGACGAAUGUUCAGCAAAAGAAACCCCAAAGCAAGGAGAAGAAGCCAUAUAUACCAUUCCCUCCUACUCAGCAGCUCAGCAAGGUUGAUAUGCAAUUGGAGUCUGGGGAAUACCACAUGAGUGCCAAUAAGAAGUCAGACAAGAAGUGGCAGGAGAAGCAAGAGAAACAGACAGAGAAGACUACAGAGAAGAAAAGAAAGAGAGAUGCCUCGUUCAUCCCACCUGAGGAACCUACCCAGAUCAGCAACAACUCAAACAAAUCUGAAGAGGGCAAGAAAGAUUUAACCGAGUUAACACAAUCCUUAAAGAGCAAGACAAAAGAGCUGAAGAAGCAGAAGAAGACACAAGAGAAAGUGAAUGCAGAGGAGUAUAUUGCUGUUGCGUUAUAAAUCUUCCAAGAAGAGUUCUAAAAUUACUGAAGAUUAAUCUUAAAGCCUUUUUGUUUUAAAAUUUUCAAGUAUCUAUAUGUUCAAAACUAUAAACAAGUUCAAUCUUAAUUAUUAUGGAGCCACUAAAUAUUUUUCUGAUAUAUAAUUAAGAGUAUAUCAUCUGCAAG